Molecule: messenger RNA, 1061 nt
Organism: Symbiodinium pilosum
Lineage: Eukaryota; Dinophyceae; Suessiales; Symbiodiniaceae
Source: the annotation of a GenBank genome assembly
GUGAAGAGAAGAAAAAGCUCCUCAGGGCUCUCAAGCAACUCAAGAUCAGCAAGUCGUAUUGGACGGAUCCCGUAAAGUCGGGUCAACCAGAUAGGUAUUGCACGUGGGCAGGCAUCAGAUGCCACAAAGAUGAUUGCCGCGUGAGUGAAAUCCAUUUUAAGCUGCCUGGCCGGUAUGCCACGCGCGGGAGCUUGGAUGGCCUCGCGUCCCUUCACGGGUUGGAAGUCUUGCUGCUCAUGGACCCUCGGGUCACCGGAGACCUGGGGACCCUGCAGGGCCUCAAACAGUUGAAGAUAUUGCAGCUUGGCAGCGCUAAGAUCAAUGGCAGCCUGGAAGGGCUGCAAGGUAUGUUGCAGCUGGAGCGUCUGGAUCUGCAUAGUGAAUGGAUUGAGGGCACCCUGGGAGCGUUGCGAGGCAUGGAGAAGAUUCAGCAUCUGGACCUGCGCAGCCCUCGCAUCACCGGGGACCUGGACAAUCUUCGGGGCAGGAAGAUGUCUUAUUUGCAGCUUGGCAAGGGGGCCACAGGCAGUUUGGAAGCCUUGCAAUUUCGCGAGUAUUUGGACACGCUGACUCUCUACGGCAGUGAGAUUACUGGCAGCCUGCAGUCGCUCAAACGCAAGUAUAAGCUGCAGGUUCUGAUCCUUCAUGGUGAUCAAAUCACAGGUGAGUUAGAAAGCCUGAAGGGCAUGGAUAACAUGACGAAGUUGGAUCUCCGCGCCUCCGGAGUCACUGGGAGCCUACAGGCCCUGCGGCGCAUGCUUGACAUGAAAGGGCUGAUCCUCCAUGGCGCCCAAAUUUCUGGCAGCUUGCAGGCGCUGCAAGGCAUGGAAGUCAUGGAGGAGUUGGCACUCCACAGCUUACACAUCAACGGCACCAUGGAAAGCUUGUCCGAUAUGACCCAUCUCGAGGUGUUGUGCCUCCGUGGCUGGGAAAUUAAGGGCAGCUUAAAGCAUUUGACAAAGGUCAUGCGGCAAUUGAGGGGCCUCGACCUCGUCAACACCAAGGUGGACGGCGCAUUGAUCGCGUUGAAGGGUCACGCGGUCCUCAAGGAGUUCUGCUGA